GCUCUUGUCUUCCCGCUGCAGCCCGAGAGGAAAAAAAAAAAGGGGAACCCAACCAUGCUUUGAGAAACCGGUGAGAUAAGCUUGGUUUUCUCCUUCCUCUCUUGCUCUAGAACACACCUAGAACCCAGAAAUUUUCCCCCCUGCUGGAAAAGCCGGAUCUGCCCUGCUCUGCUUUGUCCUUCCGCCGGCUGCUCUUGAUUGUGGGUGAUUUCUGGGCAUUUUUUUCGGUAAGAACAGCUACCAAUCCCUCUGUUCUUGCUUGAAUUGGCUUGGGUUAACUUUGAUUGCUCUUAUUUCCUUCAAUUUUGGGUAAACCCGUGAGCUUUCCCUGUAGCUUGCCGCCGGCCUCUUCCCCCCUGCAGCUCCGGUUUUAGCUGGAGAAUUCUGGUUUCCGAUCGUUCUGUCAGUUAGUACGUGAAUUGAGUGCUCAGUUUUAUGCGAGUGAGGGUGCUUCUUGAGGAAGAUAAGGUCAGAAAUAUUCUUCACUCCUUGCCAAAAUCCUAAAGUUCAAUGAAGAUGAUAAUAAAAGAAGCUCAUGAUUUAAGUGCCAUGACUGUUGAGAUGCUGCAAGGGAAGCUUCUUACACAUGAAAUGGCCAUGAAAAAUGAUGAAAGUGAUGAAGAUUCUCGGAAGAAGAAAUCUGUAGCUUUCAAAAGCUCCUCCAAAGAUGAAAGUGAUAGUGAUGAAAAGGAUGAUGAAGAAUUUAUAGUGCUUGCUCGAAAGUUUAAGAGUUUCCUAAGGAAAGACAAGCUGAAGAAUAAAGGACAACAAAAGAAAAACUACAAAAGCAAUAAAGGAAAGGGAGAAAGCAGUAAAAAGGAUGAAAUUAUCUGCUACAAAUGCAAGAAGGCUGGACAUAUUAAAUCUGAGUGUCCAAACAAUGAUGAAAAAAGUCUAAAAGCCAAAAAGAAAAAGAAGGCAAUGGUUGCCACAUGGAGCUGCAGUGAGGACUCAUCUUUUAGUAAAGAAGUAAGUGACAUGGAAGCUCAUAUUUGUCUCAUGGCAAAUGAUGACACAGAUGAGAUGAAUUAAAAAGGAAAAUAAGCCCUCUUGAAUGUUCUUUGAACAAUUUUGUGAAAGGUAAAGAUAAGUUAGACAACAAUUUAAGUUCACAAAGAUUUCCUCAUAAUAGAGCUGGACCUUCUUU
Rubroshorea leprosula is the source of this 1147-nucleotide messenger RNA. The record is from the annotation of a GenBank genome assembly. Lineage: Eukaryota; Viridiplantae; Streptophyta; Magnoliopsida; Malvales; Dipterocarpaceae.